Molecule: messenger RNA, 3318 nt
Organism: Eleginops maclovinus (Patagonian blennie)
Lineage: Eukaryota; Metazoa; Chordata; Actinopteri; Perciformes; Eleginopidae
Gene: lrrc57
Product: leucine rich repeat containing 57
Exons: 6
Coding region: 368-1084 (238 amino acids)
Molecular function (GO): protein binding
Source: RefSeq, a predicted model, not a curated record
CUCACAGACUCAGCUCAGUCUCCAGUGAACAGGGCGGCUAACAUCACUCUCUGCUGCACACUUUAAUUCAAACAUUUUGAACAACAAUAUUUUAACAUUUGGAUUUAAAGCGACGGGUUUUACCCCUCGCUUUCAUGGAUUUCACUGCCUGAUCUCAUUAACACCCACGAAGAAGAAAAGCAGGAGGACCUUUAAAGCUGAUCCUGGGACUCACACUGACAACACCCUGUUUGGAUAUGAUCAGUGAGCUUAGCUUCACUUUAGUUGUACUGCUGUAGAUUGAGAAAGGAGCUGCAUCUCCUGCUAUUGUGUCCACAAACAGACAGACAGUAAGACAGGUAGACAGGCACCUGGCUGCAGGGUCCAGAUGGGGAACAGUGCACUGAAAUCUCACCUGGAAACCUCCCAGAAGACCGGGGUUUUCCAGCUGACAGCAAAGGGACUGCAGGAGUUUCCAGAGGAGCUGCAGAGACUCACCGCUAACCUGCGGACGGUCGAUCUGUCGGGGAAUAAGAUCGAGGUUCUUCCUCCCGCCAUCGGAAACUUCCUGCAUAUGAAGAGUCUGACGCUCAACUCCAACAGACUCGCCGCUCUCCCCAGUGAGAUCUCCAAGCUGAAGAAGCUGGAGACUCUGAGCCUCAGCGGGAACCGGAUCGUGGAGCUGCCGUCGACUCUGGGCCAGCUCAAAGCCCUGCGGACCCUCAACCUGUCGGGCAACCAGAUCACAGAGCUCCCCCCCGGCCUCGGGACCCUGAGGCACCUGGACCUGCUGGACCUGUCCCGCAACCAGAUCCGGAGCGUCCCGGCCCACGUGUCGGAGCUGCAGACCAUCGAGAUCAACCUCAACCAGAACCAGAUCUCGGUGCUGUCAGACGAGGUGUCUAAGUGUCCCCGUCUGAAGGUGCUCCGUCUGGAGGAAAACUGCUUGGAUCUGUCCUCCAUCCCCCAGUCCAUCCUCAGAGACUCGCAGGUGUCUCUGUUCUCGGUGGAGGGAAACCUGUUCGAGGUGAAGAACCUGCGAGACCUGGAGGGGUACGACAAGUACAUGGAGCGUUUCACAGCCACCAAGAAGAAGUUCGCCUGAACACGAUCGACGACCAGAUGGACCCACAGAGCGCCACCUGGAGGACGAGUCAGCUGCUCCCUCCGCUGCUGCUGCUGCUUCUUCUUCUGUUGCUAAUAAACAGUCCUCUACACAGCCCCCCUCCCCAGACAGACAGACAGACAGAGCGUCACAUGGGAACAUGAAGAGACAGAUCAAACACAAGAGAAGAAGUGUGAUGGUAAAGCUUCAGUGUGUUUCCAGACAGACAGCAGAGACUCAGGGCUGCGUUCAAGUACCACAACGUUCACUAGUGUUUAACAGUGUUUGUCUCUUUAAAUUAUUACUUGUUUUAAUUCUGAUGAAUGUCUCCACAGGAAAUAUUCAAACUGAAGCAUUUCACACGAUGGAAAAAGCACGAGUUUGUAAAAAUGAAGAAACAGAAGAAUUUAAGUUGUUUAAGGAAUGUUUAUGUGUUCCCAAAAUGCUGUUUUAGGGGCUUUUUUUCAAUAGGGAAAGACUAACAGAUUAAUUGACCUGGAACAUUUAAAUAAACAACAGGAAAUAAUAAAACACUAUUUAAAAUAAGGUUCUUAUCCAGAAAUAUCCCAAAAAAUCACAGUUGUGAAACUGCUGGUUGAUGAUGUCAAUUGUUGCUUUUACACAAAACAGGGAUCUAAUCAAUAAUUACUCACUGUGAAAAUAAUGGUUAGUUAGUAAGAAACCUCGAUAAUGGAAAAAGCAUUUAAUACAAAGUCAAAAUUAAGAGAUAAAAACUUGAGAAAAUUAAAUUGAAGUUAAGAUCAAAUAAAAUGGGUAAAUAUGGCUGCAAAAUAAAUCCUGAAAUUAAGUUUCUUUGGCAAUGAAAGUAUAAAUAAAUAUAUAUAUAUAAAUGAGGCAAUAUAAUAAAAAGAAAUGCAUGUGUUUUUAUUUAAAAGCACGUUUUUCAAAGCAUAUAUUUUACAAUUUAUUUCAUAGCCUUUUUAUUUAUGUCAUAUUCAUUUAUUUAAUAUUGACCUAAACUGCUUCUCAUAAUGAGCACAGAGCAGAAUAUGCAAAAAUCCGAAGGAAAAGUGUACCUUUAGAUGAUAGUCAGAGCAGGAGAGUGUUUAUCCAAACAUAUUUACAUUAUUAAAUCAGUUUGAGAGGAACUCAUUUCAUAAAAUCAAAUAAAAUGACUUGUAUUUUUGUUUCUCCAACAUUAUGGGUUUUUUGAGCGGAGUUUCAAUUUAGUAUUCCUGAUUCUGACAGCAUUUACAUGAAUCAGGUUUAAAUUGACCCGUGAAGGUGUGAUAAAUAUUCAAUAUCUUCCGUUAACUCAUCAGUAUACAGUCCCAGCAGGCGGACUGUAGGGGGGGGGGGUUAUCAUCUAUUUUUAAACCUGUUUUUCUGGUGGAAAAACACGGCGUAAGAAACGUUAUAGGAUCUGAAUCGACGGUAUUAUUUUUAAUUUAUUGAAAAGUUCAGACAUGUUAAAGAAGCCCUGUUAUGUUCAGUGUGUUCUAUAGGUUUUGUGUGCAUGUAAAUGGUCUGCAAAGGAUGAAAUCAUGCUUCUAUUGGCACACUGCACAUGAUAGGUCUGUAAAAGUGAAGUUGUCUGCAACAGAUUUUUCUGUGAGAAAUUGCUUCGAAUGCUGACUGGAUGUCUCGUUGAAUGCUCCGUUUUCUGUGGGAGGUCCUUUGUUUACCUCGGAACACAAUGACAUCACUAUGGAACACUCGCGCUUCUACUCGCUAGCCCUCCAACACAUUGUAUGUGAGAGGCUAAGGGGGCGGGACAUCUCUUGGUCAGAGUGAAGUGAAGGUUUCUGUUGUUCAGUGUAAACCUGUUCCUCUGGACUAAUAAUGAACAGGGUUAUUCUUUCAGGUCGGAAGAUUGAAGGACAUGAUGUUUAUUAUAACAUUUAUUGGUUUUAUUUAACAUGUUUUCCUAUCAUUGAACACUAAUGUUUCCUGUCAGCUGCACGUUUAAAGCCUCACUUAGAGACAUUUCAUUACAUUUUUGCAUGUGUAAAUGUAUAUGGCAUACAUUUUGGCAAGCACAGUUUUUCACUUUAGAGGUUUACUCUCAGCUCCUAUAAUAAAACGUGUAACCAAAUGAAUGACACUCGGACCCUUAAGCACAAUGUCCCAUUCAAACCAUGUAUCAUGCUUAGAUCAGUGGCUUAAAAACAUGGCUAUAAAUGUGAUUGCUUCAUUUCCUUAGGUUUGCCUGAUGAGGUGAACGUGCUAUGUUCCUGAUGUCCUGCUUCAAAAAUAAAAAGCAUUAAAACAAA